AGUGCUCUAUCAUAGACUGAGCCACAACAGUUAAGACCUCACUGGCUGGAGUCUCAACACUGCUGUUAGAGGGAAAGUCAGCAAGAGCAUGAGAGAGACACACAGAUAGAGACCGAGACACACAGAAACAAAGACAGACACACAGAGAGUGACAGGGAGAGCUAGAGAGAGAGGGAGACACUGUUGCUCCAGUGAAAGUGUGUCAGAGAGGAAAACAGAGAUUGAGAAAGAAAAGGAGACAGACCAACUAAAGAAAGAGAGAGAGAAAGCUCAAAGGGAUCUUUGCUAGUGAGCAGGUUUUCUCCUCAGAGUAUGGUGGCAAAGAGCACAUGGAUUUAGUAGAGCUGUACCUCCCUGAKUGUUUCACCUAUCACUCUGACACUGAACUCCUUGGCAGGAUGUCAGUGAGGGGCUUGGACCCCCCCUGUCCCCCUUCCAUAAAGCAUGAGCCCUCCAGCCCCAGCUCCCAGGGGGACAGCCCAGCCCAACCCAGUCCCGGGGGAUCCUCCUCGGACAACAACUCCAGCUACGGCCCCCUGGGCAAGGGCCACAACCGCACCAACGGCUUGGACUCACCAGGGCUCUAUGGACACAAAGCGGGCAUGGGGAACAACGGCACAGCCAACAGGCGGUUGUGUGGUGAGGAUGGCCAAGUGAAGUGUGAGUUCAUGCUGGGUUCUGUGGCUAAGAGGCUGUGUCUGGUGUGUGGAGACGUGGGGUCUGGGUACCACUACGGAGUGGCCUCCUGUGAGGCCUGCAAGGCCUUCUUCAAGAGGACCAUUCAGGGUAACAUCGAGUAUAGCUGCCCUGCCACCAGUGAGUGUGAGAUCACCAAGCGGAGGAGGAAGUCGUGUCAAGCCUGUCGCUUCAUGAAGUGUCUCAAUGUCGGCAUGAUGAGAGAAGAUUACAUGUUCACACCAAACCUCACCACCUCUAACGCAGGUGUGCGUCUGGACCGGGUGCGUGGGGGCAGACAGAAGUACAAGAGAAGGAUAGACUCUGAGAACAGCCCCUACCUCAACCCUCAACACGGCCUGCCACAGAAGAGAACAUUUCCUCUAGGUGGUCUGGUAGAGAAUAAGGUGGUCUCUCUCCUGCUGGUGGCUGAACCAGAGAGUAUCUUUGCCAUGCCAGACCCCACCGUCCCCGACAGUGACAUCAAAGCCCUGACCAUACUGUGUGACCUUGCCGACCGCGAACUGGUGGUCAACAUCGGCUGGGCCAAACACAUCCCUGGUUUCCCCUCACUCUCGCUGGCAGACCAGAUGAGUCUACUGCAGAGCGGUUGGAUGGAGAUUCUGAUCCUGCGUGUGGUGUUUCGCUCGCUGGCCUUGGAGGAUAAGCUGGUGUAUGCUGAGGACUACAUCAUGGAUGAGGAGCAGUCCAAACUGGCAGGUGUACUGGACCUAAACAAYGCCAUACUGCAGCUGGUGAAGAAAUACAAAGCCAUGAGAAUAGAAAAAGAGGAAUUUGUUAUUGUCAAGGCCAUUGCGCUGGCUAACUCAGACUCCAUGCAGAUAGAGGAYGUGGAGGCAGUCCAGAGGCUCCAGGAUGUGCUCCAUGGGGCCCUGCAGGACUAUGAGAGUGCCCAGCAUACAGAGGACCCUCGGCGGGCAGGCAAGAUCAUCAUGACCCUGCCCCUGCUCCGGCAGACGGCUGCCAGGGCCGUCCAGCACUUCUGCAGCAUCAAGCAAGAAGGCCGUGUGCCCAUGCACAAGCUGUUCCUGGAACUGCUGGAAGCCAAGGCCUGACCAGCCAUGUGGGACUAGGAUCACAUAAAGGAAGGAUAGGGUAGUGAUGUCAUAAAGGUCAAAAUUAAUGCAGGAAGUGGUACUUGACAAGGCUAACACAGCCCUGCUCACAUUACAAACUCAGGAGAGGAGAGGAGAAGAGAAGAGAAGAAAGGAGAGGAGAGGAGGAAGGACUGACAUCACCUCAGUGACAGGGAUAACUACCUUCCAAGGGAUUUUGAUGGUAGUUAUUGAUAUGUACGUAAACAUUGCUAGUGAAAAGGAAGAAAGACACAAAACUUGAAGAUCCUCUAGGAUUAUUAUUUGUGUGAAACCAGCUCUAAGCCUGUUCAUCUUGCAUUGUAGUGCUUUAAUAACUUUUMUUUUUAAAAUAAAAAGAACUGUGGACAGUCUUGCCAAAGAAUGGUGUGGGAUACACAGUUAAACAAUGCGGCAAAUGGUCAYAAUAAAGUAUGGUGUCCCGUAAGACACUUAACUAGCAGAAGUUAGGGUCACUWGAUUUUACUGAAAUAUUUUCAGGGAAAGACAUGAAGUACAUUUGACCCACAGAUUAUGAAGGUGAGGGGAGAAAUUGAAAAUAAGAUGUAUUUAUUGUUGGCUUAAUUAUUUUGUUGUUUUGUUUUUUAUUUACCAGUGUGGCAUUAAUGGAAAAUAAGAGGAACAAAUAUAGAUCCUUUUCGUAAGAUUUUUAAGUACUUUUGUUUUAAUAAGUAAAUAAAACAUUUUGUACUAGCUUCACAACUAAACUCAUGGCACUGAUACCUGUACUAUAACAUAGCAUCUAAGGCAAUAUAAUAAUGUACAGUGCAUUGAAACAUUGUAUUUUUUGCAUUGAGUUGUAGAUUACAAAAUUKUGCAAAAUACUGCUUUUCUUUCUUAUGAUGAAAAUCUGGUGGUGGUUUUUCAAAUGUGUCUCUGUGUGUUUCUGUUUCAGAAACUAGAAAUGUCUGAAAAUCAUAAAUGUUCAAAUGAAGGGAAACUAAAUUGGUAGGAAUGUUACUACUGACAACUGUCAUGCAUUUAUCUCAGAAGUCCAUUAUUUGCUCCAUCUGUGCACUGGUAAUGGAAUAAUCUGUAUAUUUUUGUGACAAAGUAUAUUAUAAAGUGUGAUCCAGCAAUACUGUGUGGACGGGAUGUAAAUGUAUGUAUUCUGUAGGCCUAUAUAAAGUCCAGCGCCAACAGAGAUGUAACCCAUGUUCAGAUGAGAUGUACACUACUACUACUACCAUUCUCAGGAUUCUAGGGCAAUAAAGAUGCUUCAAGUUUGAAA
Messenger RNA from Salvelinus sp. IW2-2015, 3021 nucleotides. RefSeq names its product estrogen-related receptor gamma. The transcript has 9 exons. Gene Ontology annotation, molecular function: steroid binding; nuclear receptor activity; zinc ion binding. The record is from RefSeq and is a predicted model, not a curated record. Lineage: Eukaryota; Metazoa; Chordata; Actinopteri; Salmoniformes; Salmonidae. Gene Ontology annotation, cellular component: chromatin; nucleus. Bases 330 to 1751 code for a protein of 473 amino acids. Gene Ontology annotation, biological process: regulation of transcription by RNA polymerase II; nuclear receptor-mediated steroid hormone signaling pathway.